AUGUUCGACUCAGGCUCUGACUGUGACUUGAAUACAUCGGUCAAUGCGAGCAACAUGGAUUCUGCAACCGAUGCCCAACUCCUUGCUGAGACUUGCGGCGAACAGCUCCAAGAAGAAAUUGCUUCUUUAACAAAACAGAAUAAUAUUCUCCGAGCCCAGUUCGAGCAAGCUGUCGCUUUAACAGAAAAGAUGGAAGAUGUUCAUAAAGAGAACGAACAGCUGAAGCAGCAGAUCAGAGAGCUUAAUAAUCAAAAACAAGAUUUAGUCCGUCGCCUCGAGAUCUCCACAUUAGCACAAAACGAGGCAGCAAAGAAGAUUACUGAGGAAAGACAAUCGAUGAAUGCUCAAAGAGAGUCUGAUGUUGCGAUCAUACAAAAAGAAAUGGAAAAGACAAAGAAAUCGUUCCAAGCCCAAAAUGAUUCUCUUUAUGAUCAACUCCAAGCAUCACAGUCCGCUAAUGAGCAGCUCCAAAUUGCUCAAAAGACUCUCCAAGGCCGAAUCGAAAAAAUGCUCGAGAACGCUUCUCACUACCUGAACAAAGAUUUCCAAUCUUUUGAUGACCUUGCUAGUUUCUUUGAGAAACAAGCCUCUCAAGGUUUCAUUGUCCAGGAACCACAAGAAACAGCAAAGAACAUGCCGUUAUUAUUCGGACAGCCUUCUGACGAUCGCUCCCAAGAAUAUGAAAGAAAGAUUAAAUCCAUCAAGCAGCAGCUUAAGGCUGAAAUCGCUACGAACAAGGAAUUAGUACAUAAAUUAGACCUCGCUUCCAAGAACUCUGACCGCGUUGAGGCUCAGCACAAGAACGAAAUCAACAAUUUGAAUACAAAGACAGCACAACUUAAUGAGGAACAUGCUCAGAUUGUUCGCGAUCUUAAGCGCAAGAUUUCUCAACUUGAAACAAAGCUUGCUGCAGCCCAAACAAAGCCAGCACCAAAGAAGGAAGCUAUAAAGCCAAUCGUUGCUGCUCAAACCCAACCAGUUCAGGCUCCAGCUCCAGUUAUUGCUCCAAGAAUCAUUGUUCAGCCACAACAGCAGCAACAACAGCCAGUUGAGCAAGCAAGACCAUCAAUCAAGCCAGCUGACCAGGAAAUCAUCAACGAUCAAUACAUCGCCAGAAUCAACGAACUCAACAAGCAACUUGAUGAAGUCAACGGCAAGCUUAAGGCCUCUACUGAACAGAACAAGAUUUCGGAGACACGUAUCGGAGAACUUACAGUUGCCUUAGAUAAGGCCGAGCGCGAGCAUGCAGCACUCAAGACUGUUCACCAGGAAACAAUCAAUGAGGUUGAAUCCAUUCGCCGUGCUCUUCAUGCAAAGGAAGAAGCUCGUGACAAGAAGGCCGAAUUACAGCGCCGCCGUGACCAACAGAAGGCCAAAGCAACUAUCAUGAAUCUUGAGAAGAACGCAGAAACACUUAAAGGCCAGAUUUUCGAGCAGCAACUCGAAUCUGAAAAGCAAAAUCAUCUCAACAACGAACUCAAGGCUAAAAUCGCUGUUCUUGAAUCAGAAAACAACGAAUUACGCUCUAACUCUUCGAAAUUACAAGCUGAGAUCACAGAUCUUACUCAAAAGGCAGCAAUGAAGAAGGAAUUGACAGAAGAAGAUGUUCUCCCAUCCACUUCAUUCUCUACAUCAAAAUUUGAACCAUCAAUCGUUCAACAAAUUGACAAGGUCGCUAUGAAUGGUUCUCUUUCUGCUGCUUCCAAAUUACAGCACAUCUACCACAUUAUCUCCAAGGCUUAUAACCAGAAGCUUCAGGAGUUAACACGCGAAUUAGAUGAAUCUGCUUCAGGAGCCGAAAAAAUCGAAACAAUUUUCAGCGAUUUCAUUGUCAAUCUUUCCAUUGCAUUAACAGACAAUGCUAUUACUCUUGAGGACUUCAUCAACAACAAACUCUCCCAGAAUCUCGUUCAAGUCGCAUCCGGCAUCAGAUCUCACGCUGCCGACGAACACAGACACGCUGAAUAUCUCCAGGCUAUUGUCGAUACAUUUACACAGACGUUCGGUUCCGGCGCCGAUGUUACAGCCCAAAUUAACGCUGUCCGUGGCGAAAUCGAGCAAAAGCAGAACGAAAUCGAAGCCAGAAAGAAGAAGUCCAAGGCCCUCAAGACACAGUUAAGCGAUGCUCUUACAAAGCUCCAAAACAUCAAAUCCGAGCGCGAUGAAACCGAAAAUCAGCUCAAAGAUGAAGUGGCCAGAUUAACCACACAAAACGACCAACUUACAGAAACCAACAGGAAGAUGAAAGCCGAGCUCAAAGACGUCAAAGACAGACUUAUUGAGAAAGAAGAUCUCCUUGAGCAAGCCCAGCACAACAUCGAAGAAAGAGAAGCCAACAUUGAAGAAGAGAGAGAAGCAUAUGAACAAUCAAUCCAACAACAGCACGAAGAACUCGAGACAAAGCUUGCAAACGACCUCCAACAGCAACAAGAGACAAACGCAGCUCUCGAACAACAGCUUGCCAAGUUCAAACAAGCUGUCGCAAUCCAGAAUCAAACAAUUUCGGAGCGCGAAAACAAGAUUGCUCAGCUCCAGAAGGAUUCAGAUAUCUUCGAGAAGUCAAUAACAGCACGCGCUGAACUCGAGAAGAAGCAGAUUGUUGAGAGCUACGAGAAGGCAAUUGCAGAAAUCACUGCACAAUGCAAUGCCCACAGAAGUGAUGUUGAAAGACUUUCAGGAGAACUCGCAAAAUCAGAGAAGAAAGUCAGAGACGCAAAGCAAAUUGUUCUCAAGACAAAGAGAGAUAACGCAAAGGCUGAAAAGGAACUCAAGUCAAUGGAAGAACAGUUCAACCGUGAAAAGAAACUCCAUGAAUCAGCUCUCAAGAACGCUCAAAUCACUGCUGAAGCAAACUUCACUCAGAAGAUUAAUGAAGUCAAAUCUAAAGCAGAAGACGAGAGACGUAAGUUAUUCGCUGUUGCCGCUACAGAGUUCAACAUGUUCUUCAACGCAACAGAGCAGAUCGAUGAGAGAUCCUAUAAGAACAUCAUCCAGAAGGCAAAGAGCGAAUUAGAAAGAUUAUCAAAGUCUGAUUCCGCAAUCAGAAGAAUGGUUGGCGCUGGUUCUAAGCAGAGUACAGAUGACGCUGUUGCUCAACUAAUGAUGGAACACUAA
This is a messenger RNA of Trichomonas vaginalis G3, 3114 nucleotides long. RefSeq names its product biological adhesion protein. The transcript has a single exon. The record is from RefSeq and is a predicted model, not a curated record. NCBI's taxonomy places the organism in Eukaryota, Parabasalia, Trichomonadida, Trichomonadidae. Bases 1 to 3114 code for a protein of 1037 amino acids.